AGUAAAUUCAUAGAAAAACACUUAUUUAUAAAUUGCUCUUCUAGCUAAAGAAAACUACAAACAAAGGGAAGAUACCAAAUUUUGUUUAUCUUCGAUCCUCUCUCUCUAUCUCUAUCCUCAUGGCAUCUUCUUCUACAAACUCUUGGAGAUACGACGUCUUCCCUAGUUUCAGAGGAGAAGACAUCCGUAAUCACUUUCUCAGCCACUUGCUUAAAGAGUUUGAAAGCAAAGGGAUAGUGACAUUCAGAGACGACCAUAUCGAAAGAAGCAACACGAUCGGUCCAGAGCUGAGAGAAGCCAUUAGAGAAUCUAAGAUCUCUGUAGUCUUGUUCUCGGAGAACUAUGCUUCUUCAAGCUGGUGUUUGGACGAGCUUGUUGAGAUCUUGAAAUGUAAAGAAGAACUAGGACAGAAAGUGAUGCCUGUUUUCUAUAAAGUGGAUCCAUCUGAUGUAAGAAAACAGACAGGGAAGUUCGGAAUGAGUUUCUUGGAAACUUGUCGUGGUAAGACGGAGGAGCAACAACUUAAUUGGAGGCAGGCGUUGACUCAUGCUGCUAAUAUUGUUGGAGAUCAUCGUCAAGAUUGGGACAAUGAAGCAUAUAUGAUCACAACAAUUUCCAAGGAUGUAUUAAACAAAUUAUUAAGUGCAACGCCAUCAACAUAUUACAAUGACUUGGUUGGAAUUGAAGCUCACAUUGCAAAGAUGGACUCUUUGUUAUGCCUUGAGUCUCAAGAAGUGAGGAUAGUAGGGAUAUGGGGUCCUGCGGGCGUUGGUAAGACUACUAUAGCUAGAGCUUUAUAUCACGAGAUUCAUGAAAACUUCAAAUUUUCUAUAUUUAUGGAGAAUGUUAGAGAAAGUUAUAAUGGUGAAGCUGACCUUGAUGACUAUGGUUUGAAGCUGCGUUUACAACAAAGAUUUUUGUCCAAACUUCUUGAUCAAAAGGAUUUGAGGAUACGCCAUUUAGGCGCCAUCGAAGAAAGGCUAAAGAACCAUAAAGUUCUGAUUAUUCUUGAUGAUGUGGACAACAUUGAGCAACUCAAAGCCUUGGCUAAGGAAACUCGAUGGUUUGGUAACAAGAGCAGAAUCAUUGUGACAACCCAAAACAAACAAGUUUUGGUUUCACACAAUAUAACCCACAUGUACAAGGUGGCUUAUCCUUCAAAACAAGAAGCUCUUACUAUAUUUUGUCAGCAUGCUUUUAAUCAAAGCUCCCCAUCAGAUGAUUUCAAGGCUCUUGCAACUGAAUUUUCAGCUCUUGCUGGUCAUCUUCCACUUGGUCUACGAGUUCUUGGUUCUUUUAUGCGUGGAAAGAGCAAAGAGGAGUGGGAAUUUUCCUUGCCUACGCUAAAACAUCGACUUGAUGGAGAGAUAGAGAAAGUACUAAAAGUCGGGUAUAAUGGCUUACAUAAGGAUGACAAAGCUUUAUUUCUUCAUAUUGCAUGUCUUUUUAGCGGUCAUCACGAAAACUAUGUGAAAGAGAUGGUCAUACCACCUAACAAUGACUCGGAUGUUGGUUUUGGACUUGAAGUCUUGGCUAAUAAGUCUCUCAUACAAAAAUACGAGAAUGGUAUAGUCGAGAUGCACUCCUUACUUCGACAAUUGGGGAGAGAAGUUGUUCGAGAGCAAUCUAUUUACGAGCCAGGAAAACGUCAGUUCUUGAUGAAUACUAGAGAGACUUGUGGUGUCCUUUUCUUUUUUUUUCACAUAAGUAUGAAAAAAUUGCUUUCUUAGGGAACCAAAGCAAUAAUUAAAGCAAUUUUUGUUUUGUAGGGUACGGGAACUGUAUUAGGUAUAUCAUUAGAUAUGAGUGAGAUCAAAGAGGAGUUAUAUAUAAGUGAGAAAACUUUUGAAGAGAUGCGGAACCUAUUGUAUCUAAAAUUCUAUAUGAGUAGUCAUGUAGAUGAUGAAAUGAAGCUCAAGUUGCUUUUACCAGAAGAAGGGCUAAGCUAUCUACCUCAGUUGAGGUUAUUACAGUGGGACGCGUAUCCUCUCGAGUUUUUGCCUUCUCACUUUCGACCCGAAUGUCUUGUCGAACUCAACAUGUCGAAUAGCAAGCUUAAAAAGCUAUGGAGUGGAGUUCAGCCACUUAGAAAUCUCAGGACAAUGAAUCUGUAUAACUCAAGGAAUCUAGAAGUCCUUCCAAAUCUUUUGGAAGCAACAAAGCUGAACACAUUGAAUUUGGGUUGGUGUGAGUCUUUGGUGGAGCUUCCUUCAUCUAUAAAGAACCUUCAAAAUCUGUUUUUGUUAGAGAUGUCUUGUUGCGGAAAACUAGAGAUCAUCCCAACCAACAUCAACUUAGCAUCUCUAGAGUUCCUCCACCUAAGAUAUUGCACUCGUUUGAAGACCUUCCCCGAGAUUUCGACGAAUAUUCGUCUUCUCAAAAUAAAAGGCACUUCCAUCACUGAGGUGCCUCCAUCAGUCCAAUAUUGGCGAAAAAUCGAAGAAAUUUGCAUGGAGAGGACUAAGGUAAAAAGAUUGGUACAUGUUCCUUAUGCUUUAGAAAGACUAUGUUUGAGGGGUAAUAGAGAAUUGGAGACUCUUCCAAGAUACCUCAAAUAUCUCCCUCGGCUGCACAUGAUUGACAUCUCCUAUUGCAUCAAUAUUAUAUCGCUACCAGAGCUUCCAGGAUCAGUAUCCGCCUUAACAGCUGUAAACUGCGAGUCACUUCAGCGUCUACACAGCCACUUUCGAAACAGAAGCAUUACCUUGAAUUUCACUAACUGUUUAAAGCUAGAUCAGAGAGCUCAAGAAAAGAUCCACGAGUCAGUUUACAUCAACCAGUCUGCAUACCAAGUUGCUCUCUUACCUGGUGCACAAGUACCUACAUACUUCACAUACCGAAGUACGGGAAACGCGAUAAUGAUCCAUUGGGAUAAGUUAGAUCUUUCAAAGUACAACAGAUUCAAAGUAUGCCUCGUUCUUGGAGCGGGAAAACGUUUUCAAGGUUGUGAUAUAAAAUUUUACAAACAAAUGUUGUGUAAACCGAGGGAGUAUCACGUGGCCAAGCGUCUUGAUACACCAAUUCUUGUAAGUGAUCAUCUUUGCAUGUGCGAGUUUGGAUUAUUGCCACCACAUCCUCCAACGCAAAGGGAGCUUCUACGGCCAAUCAAAAUGAUGAUGGUGUCCUUUGAGAGUCGGGGAUUUGAUAAGUGCCAAGUUAAAGAAUGCGGUUUACAGUUCUUGGAGCCUCAUGAGACAUCCCAGUUCCGGUCUCUAUCGCUUCAUCAGUACUUUGGUAGUAGUAGUAGUAGUGGUAAUGAAGACCAUGAGGAAACCAGUAGUGAUAUUGAAGAAAUUAUCCAUGGAGAUAAAGAAGGAAGUAGCAGGAACAAAUCUGUUAGGAGUUGGAUUAAGGUUGGAGCAAAAAAAUUGAGACUUAGUUUGGAUUGUCUAAAGCAUUAAUAUUAUUUUUAUAUAUUUUGGUCUAAUAUAUAUAUAUAUAC
Messenger RNA from Capsella rubella, 3442 nucleotides. RefSeq names its product putative disease resistance protein At4g11170. Gene Ontology annotation, molecular function: ATP hydrolysis activity; ADP binding. Lineage: Eukaryota; Viridiplantae; Streptophyta; Magnoliopsida; Brassicales; Brassicaceae. Gene Ontology annotation, biological process: signal transduction; defense response. The transcript has 3 exons. The record is from RefSeq and is a predicted model, not a curated record.